Protopolystoma xenopodis is the source of this 624-nucleotide messenger RNA. Lineage: Eukaryota; Metazoa; Platyhelminthes; Monogenea; Polystomatidea; Polystomatidae. The record is from the annotation of a GenBank genome assembly.
AUGAAUCUAGGUGCAGACAUGCGCGUGGACGACCACAGAGACUGGAGUUGUGGUGAUACGGCAAGUGAAGAGAGCAUCGAAACCAGCCUCUCCUCUGGCCGCCUAGCCUGCCGGCUUCUGGCCGAGCCUGCUGUACAAGCUGCAGUCUCCGGGCCGAACGUACCCGCGCACACUCUAGCCCCUCCUAUUGCAAUCAUCUCGCAGAUCCGAGCGCCCUGUCUGCCCCUAUCGCUUGCUCACUCGCUCUUUCACUCUGCCUUUGCAAGUAGCCCUACUCAUAGUCUAUCCGGCCGACGGUUUCUCCUGUUAUCGCUCUCUCGCCAUGGCUCCGAGACUUAUUCUUUUCGUCCUGCCAUUGCCUACACACAAGUCAAUCGGAAAGUGUCACUGGCAUCAGAACAUCCGAAAAAUGCACACCACCAUCGCUCUCCUCCCACAUACAGGCUCACCAAUCAGGGCGACACGCGCCGGCAGCAGAAAGUCGCGCCAGCGUCGGAGACAAGGUGUGGCAAAACAAAGGACGAGGAGCAGCAGAGUUUGCAUCCGUCGCGUUCACUGUCGAGGCUUGAAUCUGCUUUCUACAGAGCCUCCAACUACAAAGAGGAUGCAAUCUGGCAAGGUUAG